AUGGGAGACUUCAACGGAAGAGUCGGAGAGAGAAGAACACCGUGGACAAAACACCUGGGUCCACACAGUGACCACAGAACACCAUGCAAUUAUAACGGCAACCAUGUACUGGAACUGUGUGCAGAGCACGACUUAUUCAUCACCAACACCUUCUUCCAGCACAGAGCCUGUCAGAUCUACACCUGGUACAGAUGGAACAACAUCAUGGUCUCAUCACAGAUCGACUUCAUAUUAACGAGAACACGAAUGCGGAUCACAAUCACAGACUCAAGAGCCAUCCCCAAUGCAGGCCUGGACACAGACCACAGGCCAAUCAUCACAACGUUGACCACCAAGAAAGAAAGAAAACCCAAAAAACAUAAAAGACAGUAA
This is a messenger RNA of Aplysia californica (California sea hare), 372 nucleotides long. RefSeq names its product craniofacial development protein 2-like. The transcript has a single exon. NCBI's taxonomy places the organism in Eukaryota, Metazoa, Mollusca, Gastropoda, Aplysiida, Aplysiidae. The record is from RefSeq and is a predicted model, not a curated record. Bases 1 to 372 code for a protein of 123 amino acids.